Molecule: messenger RNA, 1689 nt
Organism: Dermacentor silvarum
Lineage: Eukaryota; Metazoa; Arthropoda; Arachnida; Ixodida; Ixodidae
Product: beta-alanine transporter
Exons: 1
Coding region: 1-1689 (562 amino acids)
Biological process (GO): transmembrane transport
Cellular component (GO): membrane
Molecular function (GO): transmembrane transporter activity
Source: RefSeq, a predicted model, not a curated record
AUGGCGACAUUCCUGACGCAUGCCUUCAGUUUCCGGCUGACGGCACGCACCAUGAACCACUGGUGCCGGCCACCAGACCACCUUUCCAACCUGAGCGACGUCACCUGGAAGGAGCUGGCCAUCCCCACCGACGAUAAGGGCAACCGCAGCAGGUGCACGAUGCUCGACCCUCCCGACACCGGCGACGCGUCGGCCGUUCUCGUGCCGUGCUCGUCGUGGAAGUUUGACCUGGAGGAGUACGGCGACACCAUCGUAAGCAAGUGGAGCCUCGUCUGCGACCGAAAAUGGCUGCUCACGCUCGCUUUAACGUUGUACGCCACUUCGCCCGUCGUCUGGCUACCGAUGGUCGGCAUCGCCGCCGACACGUUCGGCAGGAAGGGCGUCACCUACAUCUCGGUGCCCGUGCUCGUAGUGGCCGCAGCCGGCAGCAGCAUGACCAACUCGUUCGCGCUCUUCGUCGUGAUGCGCAUUGUCGUCUCCGUGACGUCAACGUCUGUGCUUGUCCUCGUUUACACGCUCCUCUACGAGGUGUCAUCUCCCGGACGACGGAUGGUGUACUGGCUCACCAGCUCGGCCCUGGCCUACAUUAGCCUCCCGCUCUUCUUCUUCAUGGCCAAUACACUCAAGCUCAGCUGGGACAGCGUAUACCGCUUCCUCGCGGCGAUGACCUGCGUGCUCUUGGUCUUCUUCUACACAGUGGACGAGUCGCCCCGCUGGCUUCUCGUGAAGUGGAAGAUCCACAAGGCAGAGCGCGUCGCUCUCAGGGCUGCACGACUCAAUGGCAUCCCGAUGCAAGAGUGUCUCGGUAAGCUCGACAUGGGAGGAGCCGAAUUACCCAAAGUGGAACCCGGACUAAAGGGCAAGAUUUUCACCAUUUGUGAACCAAACUUGAGGAGCCGCACUGCCCUGCUGUCCUUUAUUUGGCUUGUCUUCACCUGCGCCUACAACGUGGUAAACCUAACUCGCAUAAUUUCCCCGAACAUCAUAGUGUCUGUGGUCAAUAUUGUUCUAAUUGGCCCCGCACAGUUACUGCUGUACCCGUGCGUGCGCAACUUUGGUGUGAAGCGCACGGCUGUCGUAAUCAGUGUGGCUUUUACUUUGUUGGCACUUGUUCUCGCCUUGUUGUACAGGGAGCAGCAAGCACUUCUGUUAACCAUUGUACUGGUGAUUAUGCGAGUCUUGAUUGAGAUGCUCGCCCUACUGAUAUCAAUAAUGUCGAUUGCGACCUUUCCGACCUCUACGCGCUGUUGGGGAGCUUGCGUGCUCUUUGCCUUGGGUCGCCUGGGAUCGUUCACAGGCCUCAUGUACACUGCAUACGAAGAGGACCACAGGAAGGACAUCGUCUUGUGUGUUAUGGCUGCCUUCAUGAUACUCGUGUGCGGUGCGAUCGAGUGCAUGCCAGAAGACGCUGACGAUCGUUCAUGGAAGGUGUCCACUGCCGGCACUCGAAGUGCCGCAUCGUCGCGGUAUUGCGAGUCUUCGGCAGAAAACAUGUCACGACGGCAGGGAGGUUCCGCGUCGGCGUCGAGGAAAGAACUUUCUUCCACGUCAGUGAUAGACCAGGGUCAGAGACCGUUGAAGACACGUACCAGCCCCACGAUGCAAGCGCGUGGAAGUGAUCAAAAGGUUGUUCCUGGUCGACGUGCCUCAAACCUACGGUUCUCUCCUUCGCUAGGCCCUGCACAGUGA